UAGAGCAGCAUAGCCUACUCAGCCAGCAAAACAUGUUUUGCUGGCUAUCAAUGACUUCAACAUUUUUUAAAAUUUGUACCACUCUCUUCACAGUUGUGACAACGCACAAAAAGAAACACAUUUGCUCCAAUCAUCAUCUUUUGUAAUGUGUUUCAAUAACAAUUGCACCACUUUCCACUAUAGAGUGACCCCCUGCAAAUCGGGUCUAUGAAUUGACAAGUCUGGUAUGGCUUUACGACUUUUGGGCGUGUGUGUGCAUGCGUGCAUGCUUGUUUUGGGUCUAUGAAUUGACCAGCAUAUUGUGUGUGUGUGUGUGUGUGUGUGUGUGUGUGUGUGUGUGUGUGUGUGUGUGUGUGUGUGUGUGUGUGUGCGUGUGUGUGCGUGUGUUUUCAUGCAUGUGUGCAUACCCACUGUGCGUUAAGCGGGAAACAAAGAUGGCCGUGUGCAGUAGAAGUAUUAAAAGUAAAUAUGAAUGUCACAGGUGCAGCAAUGCCAAGCAGGGUCCCCGUGCUGACUACAAUGCCUACAAGCACUUCUUCACCACUGACACAACUGCGCUUUUCCUAGCGGCUGCUGUGGAUCUCUUUGGGUUAAAAGAUGUUGACGAAAUACCAGAUUCGUUUGUACCAGAGGAAAUACAAUCUGCUGCACCUGAGUUAAGGAGAGCCUGGUUACAUGAAAGAACAUCUGAGGUGGUGGACAAGUGCAUCAUGCUUGGGGAUGUGCCACAGGCUGUUGCUGGUGUCACUGAAUCCCCCCUGAGCUCUACUCAUAAGAAACAUUAUCCCUGUAGAGCUCACGGUUGUCAACAAAGUUACACCUAUCUCAAAUCCCGAGACAACCAUGAGCUUAAAAAGCAUCACAUACAGAUGUCUUUGACAGAACUGCAUGAACACACACCAUCUUCCAACCGUGAUCACAAACAAGAACACACCUUGGCGCGGCUUAGCUUUGGGUUCUUUCUCAUGGACAUGUUGGAUGCUGUUAAAGAGGGUGAUGGGGAGAGACUAAUGAGGUUGUACAGGGUAGCCCUACUGUAUUACAAAGCAUACGGUCACAGCCAUUAUGCCUACAGUACCUUUCUACUGACGCUGCAGGUAAACGCAUCUCUGACACCCCAGAUGGCACACAGGGUAACCUGGAACAGGUUUUGGAGCACCCGGGGUGGGAAGGGUUGCAACAUACCCCUUGAUCUUCAUCUGGAACACCUGAAUAACUUCCUCAAGUCUUUCCUGAAGGGUCUGGGUCCAAAUUUGUCUGAAGAAGCAGCACGUCGGGUCAGUCAGUGCAUUGGUGUUUUUAGAGGAAUGAUGAACAAAGUAGAUGAAGAGUUGGGUGUCAAAAGUCCAACUGGCACCCAUCGUGCUGCACAGCAAGAAACUGAUGUUUUAACACUGGUAGAGGUUUUCAAGGAGGAGCAGUUGUUUAAAGUUAUUCAUGGUAGAUUGUUUCAGGCCUUCCCAGGCUUUGAUCAAAAUCUUCUGCGGAUUAAACAUAAAGAUCUCUGGCAGUGGAUGAACGGAAAACUGAAGGAAUGGAGAAAUCGGAAAAUAUGAAGGGAACACUUUGAAACACUAUAAGGUCUGUAGACACACUGUAAAUGCUUUGUCUGUGUGUGUGCGUGUGUAGUGUAUGUAUGUAUAUUUUUUUUUUUUACUAUUUCAUUACCUGUCCCGUGACUUACUUAAGCAAAUGUUUUUGUCAGCAUUUUGUUACUAGUGUUGAAUUAAACACAAAGAAAAUAAAUGACUUUGAGAUUUAUUUACAUGUAGCCAUCUGAAAAGACACACA
Messenger RNA from Nothobranchius furzeri (turquoise killifish), 1791 nucleotides. Lineage: Eukaryota; Metazoa; Chordata; Actinopteri; Cyprinodontiformes; Nothobranchiidae. The record is from RefSeq and is a predicted model, not a curated record.